ACAAUACCCUAAUUCCACAACGCUCUACUCUCAUAUCUAUUGCUUCUAUAUACCAAACCCUAAGCCUACUUCUCUUCUUUGUUACCUUGAUUAUAUAUCAUCUGGUCAUCAUAAUGGAAACUCCCACAUUGUUGUUUCUCUUGCUAAUAGCCAUGGCUGCUGCAUUGGUGCAAGGCCAAGGCACUAGGGUUGGCUUCUAUUCCCGUACAUGUCCUCAAGCUGAAUCCAUUGUUCAGAAAACUGUCAAUUCCCAUUUCCAGUCCAAUCCAGCCAUUGCCCCUGGCUUGCUUCGCAUGCACUUCCAUGACUGCUUUGUCCAGGGUUGCGAUGCUUCCAUCCUCAUCGAUGGGUCGUCCACCGAGAAAACGGCUGGGCCGAAUCGUCUGUUGAGAGGAUAUGAUGUUAUUGACGAUGCCAAGACACAGCUCGAAGCCGCUUGCCCUGGAGUGGUCUCUUGCGCUGAUAUUCUUGCCCUCGCUGCCCGCGACUCUGUGGUUCUGACUAAAGGACUAGUGUGGAAAGUGCCUACGGGACGUAGAGACGGGCGAGUUUCAUUGGCAUCUAAUGUUAACAAUUUGCCUGGCCCUCGCGACUCUGUUGAAGUCCAAAAGAAAAAGUUUGCUGACAAGGGUCUCAAUGAUCAAGAUCUGGUUACUCUUGUUGGAGGACACACCAUUGGAACUGCAGCAUGCCAAGCCUUCAGAUACAGACUAUACAACUUCAGUACCACGACUGCAAAUGGUGCUGACCCUUCCAUGGAUGCCACAUUCGUAACUCAGCUACAAGCCCUCUGUCCAGCUAAUGGAGAUGCGAGCAGACGGGUUGCACUGGACACUGGUAGCUCAAACACAUUUGACGCAUCAUACUUUACAAACUUGAAGAAUGGACGAGGAGUACUGGAAUCUGAUCAGAGGUUAUGGACAGAUGCUUCCACCAAAACUUUUGUUCAGCGCUUCCUGGGGGUUAGAGGGCUGCUUGGAUUGAAUUUCAACCUUGAGUUUGGAAGGUCCAUGGUGAAGAUGAGCAACAUUGGGGUGAAGACUGGGACUCAGGGUGAAAUUCGCAAAGUGUGCUCUGCAAUUAACUGAUGAGAGUUUUCCACUAUGAAGUAGUGAAUUGAUCAUGUACCCUUUGAUUAUUAAUUUACCUAAGUGAAGUAAAGAACCGUUACUAUUCCGUAACUUCUCACAUGCACUGUGAAUCUGUGAUAAUGAUUAAGCUUACACCCGAAAGCAAAGUGUGAAUGGAAAUAUUGAUGCAUGGUUGAAUGUAUGGUGGUCUUUUGACAUCAUCAUAAUUGAAUUAUUUGAAUAUAUAGAUGCUCCCUUUUUCCCUUUUUA
This is a messenger RNA of Vitis vinifera (wine grape), 1340 nucleotides long. Its product is annotated as peroxidase N1. The record is from RefSeq and is a predicted model, not a curated record. Gene Ontology annotation, cellular component: plant-type cell wall; plasmodesma. The coding region runs from base 114 to 1088 and encodes 324 amino acids. The transcript has 3 exons. Gene Ontology annotation, molecular function: peroxidase activity; heme binding. Gene Ontology annotation, biological process: response to oxidative stress; hydrogen peroxide catabolic process. Lineage: Eukaryota; Viridiplantae; Streptophyta; Magnoliopsida; Vitales; Vitaceae.